Molecule: messenger RNA, 1086 nt
Organism: Verticillium nonalfalfae
Lineage: Eukaryota; Fungi; Ascomycota; Sordariomycetes; Glomerellales; Plectosphaerellaceae
Product: Subunit of heteropentameric Replication factor C (RF-C)
Exons: 3
Coding region: 1-1086 (361 amino acids)
Biological process (GO): DNA-templated DNA replication; DNA repair
Cellular component (GO): DNA replication factor C complex; Ctf18 RFC-like complex; Rad17 RFC-like complex
Molecular function (GO): ATP hydrolysis activity; ATP binding; DNA binding
Source: RefSeq, a predicted model, not a curated record
AUGCCGGCCCAGAAGAACGUGCAAAAGCUGGAGGAAGCGGGAGAGUCGUCAUUAUCAGUCGCUACGACAGCAGUCUCAACAACUGCUAAUGGCGCUCCAACAUACGAGCUCCCUUGGGUCGAAAAGUAUCGCCCGGUAUUCCUCGAUGAUGUCGUCGGCAACACGGAAACGAUCGAGCGAUUGAAGAUUAUUGCGAAGGAGGGCAACAUGCCGCAUGUCAUCAUCUCGGGCAUGCCUGGUAUCGGAAAGACAACGAGCGUGCUCUGCCUGGCACGGCAACUGCUCGGAGAGUCGUACAAAGAGGCAGUGUUGGAACUGAACGCCAGUGACGAGCGAGGCAUCGACGUCGUCCGCAACCGCAUAAAGGGCUUCGCUCAGAAGAAAGUCACCCUCCCCCAGGGCCGCCACAAGCUCGUCAUCCUCGACGAGGCCGACAGUAUGACAUCGGGCGCGCAACAGGCUCUCCGCCGCACGAUGGAGAUUUACUCCAACACGACCCGCUUCGCCUUCGCCUGCAACCAGUCCAACAAGAUCAUCGAGCCGCUGCAGUCGCGAUGCGCGAUCCUGCGCUACGGUCGACUGACGGACGCGCAAGUCGUCAAGAGGCUCAUGCAGAUCAUCGAGGCAGAGAGUGUGCAGUACAGCGACGACGGACUGGCGGCACUGGUAUUCUCCGCCGAGGGAGACAUGAGACAAGCGAUCAACAACCUGCAGAGUACCUUUUCGGGCUUUGGCUUCGUCAGUGGAGACAACGUCUUCAAGAUUGUGGACAGCCCGCAUCCUGUCAAGGUGCAGGCGAUGCUGAAGGCUUGCUACGAGGGAAACGUCAACUCUGCGUUGGAUAUCCUACGGGAGCUGUGGGACCUAGGCUACUCAAGCCACGACAUCAUUAGCACCAUGUUCAAGGUCACAAAGACGAUCCCAACGCUGAGCGAGCAUUCGAAGCUCGAAUUCAUCAAGGAGAUUGGCUUCACGCACAUGAAGGUGUUGGAGGGCGUGCAGACGCUGCUACAGCUGAGCGGGUGCGUGGUCCGGCUUUGCAAGAUCAACAUGGAUCCGAAGCGGUUCGAGGUGGCGACCAAAUGA